Molecule: messenger RNA, 1607 nt
Organism: Paramuricea clavata
Lineage: Eukaryota; Metazoa; Cnidaria; Anthozoa; Malacalcyonacea; Plexauridae
Source: the annotation of a GenBank genome assembly
AUGGAUAAGCUUCAACCACCGCCGCCAUUUUCCUUUGAAGGAAACGUAUCUCAUGGCUGGAAAAUAUGGGAAAAACACUUCAAUUUUUAUCUCACUGCUACUGAAUCAGAUUCAAAGAGCGAUAAAGUGAAAACCUCCAUUCUCUUAACCUGCAUUGGACCCAAAGGACGCGAAAUUUACGAGACAUUUACCUUCUCACAAGAAACUGACAAGCUGAAACUCAAGGUCGUAUUAGAAAAAUUCAGUGCAUAUUGUAAUCCUAGAAAGAAUAUCACUAUACUUCGCCAUCAAUUCUUUACCUACAGCCAACACGAAGGUCAGUCUUUCAACGAUUUCGUCAUAGAACUUAAGAAACGAGCCUCUGAGUGUGAAUUUGAGACUUUAGCUGAUUCACUGAUUAAGGACAUGAUUGUUUGUGGGGUAGCUGAUCAAUCCCUCCGUGAAAGACUCUUACGCGAUGCGGAUUUAACCCUUGCCAAGGCCAUUGAUGCCGGUAUUGCUGCAGAGGAAACCAAGCGUCACGCAAAAGAACUCGAAAAACAUCAACAAUCGUCAGAUAUUCACCAAGUUUAUCAUUCAAAAGAAAGAAAACUCAAAGAAUCUAGCAGAGCCCCUGAUGACGUCAUCAAGAAAUAUAAGUUUUGUAAUGGCUCCCACCAACGUGGCAACUGUCCUGCCUACGGGAAACGGUGUAGAACAUGCAACCGUAAGAAUCAUUUCGCUGUUUGCUGUUCCCAAAAAUCUGUCAAAUGUGUUACUGAGCAGGAUAAGUCCUCUGAUGAUGAAUUUUUCAUCGAUAUGGUUAAAGUCACUGAUACCAAUCAGAAUCUCUCAACUGAAGGUGAUGGUGAAAACACCCCAAUUCCCAAAUCCAUGCCAACCAAUGCUAGUCCCAAUGUUUUCACAGUUAACAAUACCAAAUCAGAUUGGUCUGUCACACUGGGCGUGAAUGGAACUGAUGUCAAUUUCAAGAUAGAUACUGGAGCCCAGUGCAAUGUAAUUCCAAAGCGCCUACUUUCCAACCUCUCACCUAGACCUAAGCUCAAAACAGCAAACGUCCAGCUCUCUGCAUAUAAUGGCACAACUAUCCCUGUUGCUGGUAAGUGCAUUGCUCAAGUCAAACACAGGAGACAAACAAUUCCCAUUCUCUUCAUGGUUGUAGAUUCAGACUCAGUCCCCAUACUAGGAUUAAAUACAUGUGACAAACUGAACUUGAUCAAACAAGUGUAUCAAAUUUCAGAGGAAGUGCAAUCUCAUACUCCUAUUGAGGAGGAAUUCUCUGACUGUUUUGGAGAAAUUGGAUGUUUGAAGAGAACACAUCACAUCGAACUAAGAGAUGAUGUGAAACCUGUAAUCAUUCCUGUCAGACAAGUACCCUUUGCUCUAAAGCCAAAGCUCAAAGAGGAAUUGCAACGUAUGGUUGAGCUCAAUGUUAUUGAACCAGUCGAAAACCCAACCGAAUGGGUCAACGCCUUAGUCAUUGUCUCCAAACCAAAUGGCAAGCUGCGGAUAUGCUUAGAUCCUCGACCCCUAAAUAAAGCCAUAAAGAGGCAACACCACCGUCUACCCACCACCGAAGAAAUAAUCUCUGAAAUGUCAGGUGCUCG